AGAGCAUUAUAUCAAAAGUAAAAAACUGGGACAGUUAAUUUCUGUGCUCAAAAUCAUUUGAACACUGAUCUCAUCUUCUUUAAUCUCUAACCAGCUGAGAUCAGAUUCCAUGGAUUUGCUUACACAACCAACAAUUGUAGUGAUAGCUAUAGGUUUAGUGGUUCUCUACAACAUAUGGAGGAUGAAAAAAUCAAGUGAAAAAAUGAAAGGUCUACAACCACCAGAACCCUCAGGAGCCUUACCCUUGAUUGGUCACCUCCACUUAUUAGGAGCCCAAACACCCCUUGCAAGAACUUUUGGUGCUUUUGCUGACAAAUAUGGCCCAAUCUUCCAAAUCCGUUUAGGAGCAUACCCUGCCCUUGUGAUUUCCAAUCAUGAAGCAAUAAAAGAGUGUUUCACCACAAAUGACAAAGUCUUAGCCUCACGCCCAAAGUCAAGUCAUGGAGUUCACCUUGGCUAUAACUUUGCAGGAUUUGGAUUUGCCCCUUAUGGCACAUAUUGGAUCAAGCUUAGAAAGCUUACCAUGUCUGAAUUACUCUCAGCUCGCCGCCUCGAAUUUUUGAGGCAUGUUUAUGAAUCUGAAAUUGACACUUUGAUCAAGGAUCUUCGGAUGUAUAUUGGGGACAACAUGAGUGUUAAGGUCACAAUAAGUGAAUGGUUGGAACGCUUGACUUUCAAUAUGAUCACAAAGAUGAUUGCUGGGAAAAGGUAUUUUAGUUAUUUGCAAGAUGUGGAUGAUGUAGAAGCGCAUGGUAUUGUGAAACUUAUAAAAGAGUUUAUGCAUAUAUCUGGGGAGUUUGUUCCCUCCGAUUUGAUUCCAAUUUUUGGAUGGUUACCAAUACAUGGCCAAGUGCUUAAGUCCAUGAAACGAAUUGCUAAAGAUUUGGACACCCUUGUGGGAAGCUGGGUUGAAGAACAUGCUAAGAAUGAUCCUCUGACUAACAAAUCAUGGGAGAAACAUGAUUUCAUUGAUGUCAUGCUGUCUGUUAUUGAGGACGAUACUGUCUCUGGUCAUACCCGUGAUACUAUCAUCAAAGCAAAUGUUAUGAAUCUAAUGUUAGCGGGGUCAGACACAACAUCGACAACAAUGACAUGGAUGCUAGCAAUAUUGUUGAAGAACCCACACGCUUUGAAGCGUGCGGAAGAGGAGAUUGAGAAGCAAGUGGGUAGGGAGAGAAGGGUGGAAGCAAGUGACAUAAAAAAUCUAGUUUACUUACAAGCCAUUUUCAAGGAAACACUGAGGCUAUUUCCACCAGGUCCUCUAUUGGUGCCCCACGAGGCAAGAGAAGAUUGCUACAUUAAAGGGUAUUAUGUACCCAAAGGGACCCGUGUGUUUGGCAAUGUGUGGAAACUGCAUAGAGAUCCAAGUCUUUGGGCUGAGCCUGAGAAGUUUUCACCCGAGAGGUUCAUUAAUAGCAAUGGAGAAGUUGAUGAGGGUCACCAUUUUGAGUACAUGCCUUUUGGAAUGGGUAGAAGAGCUUGUCCUGGCUCUACUUUUGCCACCCAAGUCAGCCUCAUCACCGUUGCUCGUUUGCUUCAAGCCUUUCAUUUCACUGUUCCAAUCGAUGAACCUGUUGAUUUGAGAGAAGGUUUGGGGAUCACCUUGCCCAAGUUAACCCCAUUGCAAAUUCUUGUAAGGCCUCGUCAACUUUGUCACUGAACCAGACACUGCUCUGUUCUAUAAAUCUUAACCCUUAUGUAUAAGUUUAAGUAAUUGAUAAUAUCCAAAUUUGAUGCUUUCACACUGGCAUGUCUUUGUGGAGUAUGCAAAGAAUCCUCGUUCAAGCACAAUCUUUACCAAAAGUGGCAUCCUAUAAAUAAUUUAUCAUCAAAUUCUUUAGAACAUAAUUGUAGGAAAAAUCUGUCAAAUUUAUGUCCAAAUUUUGUUCCUC
Abrus precatorius (Indian licorice) is the source of this 1892-nucleotide messenger RNA. RefSeq names its product cytochrome P450 82C4-like. The transcript is spliced from 3 exons. Gene Ontology annotation, molecular function: oxidoreductase activity, acting on paired donors, with incorporation or reduction of molecular oxygen; heme binding; iron ion binding. The record is from RefSeq and is a predicted model, not a curated record. NCBI's taxonomy places the organism in Eukaryota, Viridiplantae, Streptophyta, Magnoliopsida, Fabales, Fabaceae. Bases 110 to 1660 code for a protein of 516 amino acids. Gene Ontology annotation, biological process: defense response to other organism.